AUGGCUUUCAGUCAAAUUAAUCAAAAGAAUCUUUUAAUAUGCAACCAACAGCUGAGCUCUUUCUCGUAUCCCAGCUUUCCACCGUAUAUGAUCCUUUGGGUGGCUCAGGAGGCAGAAGAAAGAGGCGAUGACGAAAGAGAUGAUGCUGGAGUUGUUGGAAAGAGAAAAACACUUUUCACGAGGGCUAGAGUCAUUCUUUCUGGUCUUGCAAGAGCUAAAUCAGUUCCCAGCCAUACAUAUUCCAAUGAAGUGGUAACCCUAUGGUACAGGCCUCCAGAUGUCCUUCUGGGAUCAACAGAAUAUUCCACCUGCCUUGACAUGUGGGGAGUGGGUUGUAUCUUUGUAGAAAUGAUUCAAGGGGUCGCUGCUUUUCCAGGAAUGAAAGACAUUCAAGAUCAGCUUGAAAGGAUAUUUCUGGUACUUGGAACACCAAAUGAAGAUACAUGGCCUGGAGUCCACUCUUUACCCCAUUUCAAACCAGAACGGUUUACACAGUACAGCCCUAAAAACCUUAGACAAGCAUGGAAUAAGCUGAGCUGUGUGAAUCACGCGGAAGAUCUAGCCUCCAAACUACUCCAGUGUUUUCCAAAGAACAGAUUGUCAGCACAGGCAGCCCUGAGCCAUGAGUAUUUCAGUGAUCUGCCCCCACGGCUAUGGGAGUUAACUGAUAUGUCUUCUAUUUUUACUGUACCGAAUGUAAGAUUACAGCCAGAGACUGGAGAAAGCAUGAAAGUCUUUGGAAAAAACAAUAGUUAUGGCAAAGGUGUAUCAAACAGCAAACAUUGA
This is a messenger RNA of Phaethon lepturus (White-tailed tropicbird), 786 nucleotides long. RefSeq names its product cyclin-dependent kinase 14-like. The record is from RefSeq and is a predicted model, not a curated record. Gene Ontology annotation, biological process: protein phosphorylation. Bases 1 to 786 code for a protein of 261 amino acids. The transcript is spliced from 7 exons. Gene Ontology annotation, molecular function: cyclin-dependent protein serine/threonine kinase activity; cyclin binding; ATP binding. NCBI's taxonomy places the organism in Eukaryota, Metazoa, Chordata, Aves, Phaethontiformes, Phaethontidae. Gene Ontology annotation, cellular component: cytoplasm; nucleus; cytosol.